Molecule: messenger RNA, 1134 nt
Organism: Fusarium keratoplasticum
Lineage: Eukaryota; Fungi; Ascomycota; Sordariomycetes; Hypocreales; Nectriaceae
Exons: 2
Coding region: 1-1134 (377 amino acids)
Source: RefSeq, a predicted model, not a curated record
AUGUCUCGACCUGCAAGCUUCACCCACUGCGUCGGUAGCCCGGCCUUUAGCCCCGAGGACCUCAUCCAGGAUGUCGACCGCCAGAAGCAAGCCCUGGAUCUGCUGGCCAAGGAUGAUCUCUACAACGCCAGCCGAGUGCUGCUGCAGCUCCCCGAGCAGGACCUCUACACAUACCAUGCCGUAACAAGCGUGAGGCUCGCUCAAGUGCAGCGCGUCGUCAGUCUCGGUGCUGUCAACGGCUUACACACCUGGUACCGCAACGAAGAUGGUUCGCCUAGAGAUGCGCCUUCGCAGGCUGACAUUGAGGCUUACAUCUCCAUCUUCAAUCCGGCAACGGCCACGGCCGCGGUGCUCAAGAACCUGGGGACAAACGCCAAGAAGGGCUCGACCCGGGGAGAGGUGGCGGCAAACUUGGACGAGAAGAGAUACCUGCACCCGGCGCUCACGGCGAAGCUCACGGUUCCCAAGUGCAAGAAGCCCCCGAGUGCGAACCCGUAUUACGAUUUUUGGGCGUGGUCGUGCCGGUCACUCGAGUGGUGUGGCCCUUGUCCGGCGGCAGAGCGUGUGGCCACCAGCCAUCAUGUCCUCCCCAUCUUCAUGCACCACUUUGGCUGCGCGACGCCGUCGCAUGAGAGCCUGUCCAUACUCAAGACGUUGGCCGACGGGCGGCCCGUCGCCGACAUUGGCUCAGGCAACGGCUACUGGGCAUUCAUGCUGCGCCGUUACGGCCUGACGGUGCAUCCGGUGGACAACAUGCAGAGCGAAUGGCGAGUCAACUGGGUUGCCGACACGGUCAUAUCGGACGGCGUCAAGUGGUUGCGCAAGAAUGCAGGCGGGAAGGACAUGGUCCUAUUGCUCGUGUAUCCCGUUGUCGGUGGCGGAGUUGGCGGAGGCACCGAGGGGGGGUUCACGAGGAACUUGGUGACGGCAUUCCAGGGCGACACCAUCGCCGUCGUGGGCACGCAGAAUCACAACAGCUACACGGGAUUCAAGGGUAUGACCAUGGACGAGUUCAUGGAGAGGGAGCACAAGGAAUGGACCAAGGUGGUGCAGAUUGCCCUGCCGAGCUUCGGAGGCAAGGAUGAGGCGCUAUAUGUUUUCCAGAGAGGAGAACGAGUACCGCAACAAGAAUAA